CACGAUCAUUCUCUUUAUGAUACAUGGCGAUACGGGAACUUUCAUUUCGUAUUCAUUUCCGCUCUUUGUUUUGCCUCCGUGCCCAGAGGCGCCGUGUUGUCUGCAACAAGCGCUGCGCAGCUGCAAAACCGGAGUUCCACUGGGUCUACCACCGCAGGCCCGGCGCGCUGUCAGCUAUUGUGCACUUCCGAUACACACAGUGUGCGGACCGAACAACUGAACGAGGGCAUCGCCGACGGCGCGGCGGCGGCGGCUUGGUCGCCAUGGCGACCUGACGCCGUUUGACGUCAUUCGCGCGGCUUUCAAGGUCUCAGCGGGGAGCGCCAGAUCUCGCCCCGGCCGGUCGACUCCCCGCACUUUUGCUUGGCUUCGGGACCGUCGCCCAUUCGGUCCGGCUCCCGGCUCGUCUCCGCAAGCCGGGUUGCGGAGCACCGGAGGCUGCCCCCAACGUUCCGCAAUGUUGAGAUGGGGACCCGUCACGGACACCGUCGCUGGACUGACAUUGCUGCAGCUGCAACGGUCGCAGCGCUUCUCCGAGCGAGCCGUGACCAUCACGUGUGUUUGGCGGAUCGUCGGCACGACAGCGUGACGUAAGGAGGCGGCCGUCCUCCUCCUCCUCGCCCGGCGGCUUCCGCUCUCCCCUCGCCUAGCCUCGGCCGCAGCAGGCAGAUGUGUUGGAUGCGUCUGCUAGCGCAGAGACGGCCGAGAUCGUGGAGGCAGCGCGGUGGUGGCUCGACCGCUCGUCGACCGGGACUAUGGGUGACCCACUGAAAGUGUGCCGCGAACAUCGGGUCGACCAGUGUGCACGUCCAGCGUCGUGUCGCGACAUAGCGAGGUGCUUUGAAUGGGGAAGCUCGUUCAGCGCCCGGCUACGAGAGUAAGUGUGUGGCGCAUGCGUGCGGCGCGCCACAACAUGGCGGCUGACAGGGUAAGGGCGUCGGGUUGUGCGGGGCUGGUUCGAGUCGGAUUUUACGAACUGGAAAAGACGAUCGGCAAAGGAAACUUCGCAGUGGUACGACUAGCCAACCAUGUCAUCACCAAAACGAAGGUAGCCAUAAAGAUUAUAGACAAGACACACCUAGACGAGGAGAACCUAAAGAAGAUAUUCAGAGAAGUUCAGAUCAUGAAACUUUUACAUCAUCCCCAUAUCAUUAGGCUAUAUCAGGUAAUGGAAACGGAGAAAAUGAUCUAUUUAGUCACAGAAUAUGCAGACAAAGGUGAAAUAUUUGACUACUUGGUGGCCACUGGUCCAAUGCCAGAGGACAUGGCCCGGCGGAAGUUCAAACAAAUAGUGAGUGCUGUCCAUUACUGCCACAAGAGGCAUGUGGUACACAGAGACCUGAAAGCUGAGAACCUUCUGCUUGACAGUGAGAUGAACAUCAAGAUAGCAGACUUUGGCUUCAGCAAUCACUUUGAACCCGGUAAGAAGCUGUCAACAUGGUGUGGCAGUCCCCCCUAUGCAGCCCCUGAGCUUUUUGAGGGAAAACAAUAUGAUGGGCCCAAGGCGGACAUUUGGAGUAUGGGAGUAGUCCUGUAUGUUCUUGUGUGUGGUGCCCUUCCCUUCGAUGGCAAAACAUUGCAAAGUCUACGGACGAGCGUUCUCUCAGGAAAAUUUAGGGUACCUUACUUCAUGACAACAGAAUGUGAGCAGCUGAUCCGACAGAUGUUGGUGGUAGACCCCGACAAGCGCUGGUCCAUUCGGCAGGUGGUGCAGCAUCGGUGGAUGCGAAUGGGCACACCGUACCCCGAAUUUGAUCGUCUCAUGGAGAUGCCAGCAGCCACGCCCACCGUCCACGAGAAGCUCGACCCCAUAGUGUUGCAGCACUUGCUUCAGUUGCCAAAUGUCACACAGGAGCAGAUUGAACAGUCUGUGCUGGAGAAGAGGUUCGACCACUACAGUGCGAUCUACCACCUACUUUAUGACAAGCUGCAGAACCAGCAGAAGCUCGCUCUCUUGCCUCAGAACCUCCCACUAACUGCGCAACCACAAAGGAAGUCCAGCAUCACUACAGGCAUUGUGGAAAAGAACCCGCAGCCAGUUGAGUCUGACACGGAGCCACAGCAGCAGCAGCCACAACCAAACCUGGUCCCGAGCCCUGUGCUGACCGUCAGCCCCAUGCCGGAACUGCAGCCCAUGUUGAGUGGCGAUCAGUCACUAGAGAAGUUCGGGGAAAUUGAACUGGAGUCCGACAGCGAGGAGCUCUGGCCCGACCAGCAGGUGCAGCCAGCGGUGUUCCGGCGGCACACUGUGGGGCCCGGGGAUCCCGCUGAGGGGGAGUGCCCCCCUCCUCCCCCCAUGGGGGCCCUGCCCGUCAGUGCUCUGCCCCACACAAACUUGCCCCAGAACCUGCCCCGUGUCCAGCACCACCCGCCACACAACUUCUCCGUCAAGGACCAGCACCUGCUCAAGCCACCACCCGCCAUGGGAGCAUUUGUGGGCUUUGGCCGGCGUGCCUCAGAUGGUGGUGCCAACAUCCAAAUGUUCUUCCAACGUCAUUUGUGUCAAGGCCAGUACAGCCACCCAUCGAGCAAGGAGCUGCUCUCACCUAAAUUGUCUUCUGUGAGUCCAGCCGUACCACAGUCUCUUCAUCCAAUUUCUGCACUUGGUGACGAAGGCAAGGAGCUGGAAGAGCAGAUGGACAGCAAUGCCAUCUCAAGGUAUCUGCAGGCACGUGGCCACGGCAAGAGGCAUACGGUUGCCAUGGGCAAUGCGGAAGAGGUGCAGGAUGCUCAGUGGAAGCCCCGGCAACGGAGGUCUGGUCUGUUGACCGUCAUGGAAAAGCAGCCAGUGCCAAGGAGAGCAAGUGAUGGCUGCCCCUCGGUGAGCCCCCACCGGACGCAGCUUGAGAGGAUCUACAAUCAAACCGUUGCAGAAAACAAGUGCAUAAUCAAGGCCCUUCAGCAGGAGUGUCAGCAGCUGCAGAGGCAUUGCUGUCCCAUGGAUGCCCAGCAGCAAGCCGAAAUACAACGGCGGCAUUCCCUGCAUGUCCAGCAGAUGGCACAUCUGCAGCCGUCCCUGAUGGCUUCGUCAGUUUCAUCACCGCCUUCCAUUGCCGGAUCGCCCAUACACCAGAGUCCUUCGCACGGGGCGGGGCCGCCGAGCCCUGCGGCCACGCUCUCACAGCACUUGCAGCGGCUUCACCUGCAGCGUCAGGGCAGCCCUGUUGGCUUCUGCCCUGACCCAUUUGCCCCCGACCCGCUGGGUCCCGGCGGGUCGCCACCCUUGGACACCGGGGGCACGUCCCCAGGUGCAUCGCCCCCAUACCCGUGCGGCAGUGCAUCACCACAGGGUGCACCCGGGGCCUCACCACCCCCUUUCUCAGACGCGGCCCACCCCCGACUGCAGAGCCUUGUGGCUCAGCAGCUGGCGCGAAACAGCCCGCCGCCGGUGUUUCCCAAUCUGGGCAUGAUCCGCGAGGACGCCACCGAGAACGGCGGCAUCGGCCCGCUCCGGGUGCCCUGCCUGCAGCCCGAGAUUGUGGUCAGCCCUGCCAUGUUCGAGCCCUUCCCGGGCGGCAGCCGAGGCUUCCCACCGCACAUCAGCGUGACAGACGAGCUGGGCAAGGAGGUUCUGACGUCAUCCUCGUCGUCCACCACAUCUCCCUCGUCGUGCUCGUCCGCGACAGCCUACUCGGAGGCCUCACUGCUGCCUCUCGACCUGGCCUACUCACCUGUGCGUUGGCAGGCAACACCCCUGGAUGAAGUACCCACGUCUGCCUGGGCACUCCCGCCAUCACCGCUGCAUGCGUGCUGUGGCGAAGCCCCUCUGCAGAAAAGCCCUAGUGGUUCUUUGUGCCUCUUGCUUGGUCGAGGCAUCUCACCCUGUCGGGGCACGGGCGGCGACCUGCUGCUAGACAUACAGCGGCGCUUGGACGCACAUGCGCCCGAGCUGCCACUUGUUCUACAACCAUCGGAGCGUGGAUUGGCACUCAAGCACCCAGCAGCCGGUGUUCAGAUCGAGCUGGAACUCUGUGACGGGCCGCACCCCGACGAGUGCGGUCUGAAGAUGCGCCGCAUUUCAGGCGACAGUCUUCAGUACAGCGAGCUGUGCCAGCGGCUCGUGGCGUGCAUGAACAUGUGAUCUCGGGACAGCCCACCGCCGAUGUAGCGGCGCUGCCAGUGCCUCUGUGCGUGUCUGUGCUUGUCCGUGCCUGCCCUCCGACCCAGCGACUACCCAUGGCUGCAUCAGCACUGAACUGUUGAAGCUGGGUGCUGGCCAUCUGGCUGACCACACGGGUCUGCCAUUUGUCGCAUCCUCUGUGGCCAACCUUUUUUUCCAUGGCCACCCUUUGGGAUCACCGUUUCAGUCAGAAGGGCUCCUUUUUGAGAGUACUGAACCAGCCUAUCGAAAUGGCCCCUUACCUGAAGAUUGCAAUGUGAUGUCAGAAGGAUGCCGAAUAACCUUUCCUGUGUUUUCAUGGUGUAUGUGUGUGCUCAGGGGUCCGUGUGUGUGUGUGAAUGUGAACUCAAAAGGAAGCCCAUUAGUGGUGUUAAGUUCAGUCUUUUGUUUUAGUGUCAAUUCAAACGUCUUGCAAGUGGGACAAAAACCAUGUUUGUCGUACAUUUUUAUUUCUUGUGCUAAGGUAACAAAGCAGUAGGUUAUAAUGUAAAAGAUGGCCAUGAGGUUAGUGUGGGAAUGACUAUGUGGUAUUUAACAUCUUUCUUUUGUUUUAUUUGAAAACUUUUAUCUCUAGGCAGUAUAGCCUCUUUUUUUCUUUGUGAUACUGUACAAGGCAGUGUGGGAAAGCCCACCAGCACAGGAAAUGCAGUGAAGAAAGCAUGUAAAUGUUUGGUACGAGUCACACUAGCGAGGGCGUAUGCAAUACAACAACCCUCACUGUUUGGCAAGGUAAAGGUCGUAAAUAUGUAGCAAAUAGGUUGGCGAUAUGAGUAAGUGAAAGCUACGCUACGAUCAUUUAUUAACUUUCUUGCAUUAAUGAAGUGAAGUUGACAGUCAUGAAGAAUAGGACUGGGAGGGCGCAUUCUAGAACUGUAAUAGAUGACUGCGUUUAGAUUUUUGUGUUUGCAUUGUUUUCAGCAACCUUUAGCAGCCAUAAUUUACUAUCGCAGCUCUAACAAAGGAAUUCUUAAUGGCUCUCUAAAAUCUGGUGGCUUGGUUCUGCUUUGUCAAUGCUCCUGCGUGAGCUUUUCCUAUUUGUGCCUUGUAACUAAGUCUUAUGGCCAAACCAUUCUGCAAGAUUGCCACCUGGUAUGGAACUUGUAAUGCGAGCGUGCGGUUUGCAUAUGGUUAUCAAAGGAAACCUGCUAAUUUGGCACUUAAUUGUGGAUGAGCAGAUUUGCUUUGAAAAUUUUGAAAUAAUUCCUAUCGUGAACACAGGCGAGUUCCAAAUACCAUAAAGUGAUCCCUUGAAGGUGGUUAUCAAAUAUAACUCUGUGUUUGAUUGACCUAUGUAUGUGAAAAUUCAUUGUGCACCGCUUUAAUGGCUAGGUUGUCAUUGUAAGAUGUGUCGUUAUAUGUUUUUGUAUCCAGAAGAGUAUGUCUUGGGAGUUAAUAAGGAUGUUUCAAUGACCCUAUCUCAGUGGAUAGUUUGCUUGGUAAUCUGCAUCAAGAGUUACUUAUUUUCCAAACUCAGUUUUAUGAGUGGUAUAUAUAUGUGUGAUCAUUACUAAGGGGGAAGACUGUAUCUUGAUAAUCUGCAUGAGAUGAGUUUUGAGUUCAUACAUCAUAAUAAAAAAAUUGAGGUUGAGUAACAAAUGCAAGAACAAUGAUAGGACAAGUGCAUGAACUCUCUAAACAUUUUAUUUGCAAAAUGAUGCAUUCAACAUAUGGCUAAAAAAGCUCAUGUGUGCGAAGCAGGAUGAAAGGCAAGGAAAUUGAUGACUAUAUCUACACCCCCUUGCCCCCAAGGAUGUACGGUAAACAAUCCAUAAUAGGCCCAGUGACAACAGUGACGUCCACUGGACAUCCAAUGCCAGGACAUGGCUAUCCUAGGGGUGUGUCGAAUAUGUCCUGCGAACGUCAGUGUCAUAUUCAGUGUCAUAUUUGCGGGAUAUUAUAAAUGUUGAAGUUUGCAGGUUGGCAGGUAUGUAGAUAUAAAGUUGCAUUACAGAAUGUGCUAAGAACUUGAUGUCUAUGUGCAUCCAGGUGCAACAUUAAACUUCUAAGUUCACACACAUAUGUUGGAUAUGUUGUCUCUAUGCCCACAAAAUAAACCUAGGGCUUGCCUUCGUGUUCACAGCUUUCAAGGGAAGAGAAAAGAGUUUGAUUACCGUCUUCCAUCAGUAGCAUUGAAUCAUGAUGUUUAAUAGCUGCCCUCCGUUAAAGUUAUGUUAAGCCUUGUGUUCUAGGCAAGUCGUAACAUGCAAAUUCUGUAGCUUUGGAUGACCUGCUUCCCUGCAAUAUGUGACAUAUGCUGUUUCUGAGUGCUUAAUUAAGUAAACUCAUAAAAAGCCAGCACUGCAGAAUGAUGCAGCAACAUAACGAUGCUGAGAGUUCUAUUACAUGUUUGCAGGGUUGUGUGCAAAAAAAAAGAUAAAGUUAACACAACAUUCCAAAAUUCUUUUCAAUGUUGAUUGAACAUCUGUAGACUUGUCUAUGGACAGGUAAAAUAAACAGAAAAAGGUUUAAAAGCACUGUGUGUGGAGCUUGUGACCAUAUCCUACCGAUAAGUUGAGCUAGCGAUAGCAUCACUGUGUAAUGAGUAGCUUAGAAAGACUGGAUAAAAGAUAACAUUAUUUAGCAUCUUCUUCUAGCAGUAGUCAUCCUUGCCUGAUGCGUUUUGGGUUACAUUUGUUGCCAUGACAACCACAACAGGCAUAGAAACACGGUACCACAGCAAAACCUUAUGAGAAAUUAAGCUUACUUUGUUGAAAUGCAGGGAUCUGUGUUUAUCACUAAAUCAGCAAUAGUGCUUACUGCUAAGUGGAUGCCAUUGUGUCAUUUUUGUCAUUGGAUAUGCCCAAGGGUGCUUCGUCCUGUGACGAAACAGGUCGCCACCUAGGAGUGGCAUAUCUGGAAGGGUGCAGUGAUUCUCAGAACCGUACUUAAAAAAUUCGUUACCUAAUUUAGUGCCAAAGUGGGCACAAUGAUUUCACCUUACCUAGGGUGGCAAAAUACAUUGAAGCACUGCUGAGUCUGUUUCCUUUGCUAUUGCCAUUCCGAACAUGAAUGCUCUUGCCUAUUUGUUGUAUGUAUUUAUCCAAAGAUAAACUUGUUGAGAGCAUGCAUUUGUCCUGCUGCCUUUCGUGUACUUGUCCUGUUAGCUACUCUAAAUUUAUGUGAUGUGUGCGCCAGCUAGCCGAACAACUGUUAUGCAGGUUUGACAGGGAGCACUUGAGUUUGUGUAGUAUUUGUGCAAGUGUUUUGUUAUGUGGCACCAUUUCAGCUGUGAAAGUACAUAUAUGCUUAGUAACGUUUAAUUUCUCAAUGUUGCCUAGUUGUGCACAAAGCAACUGUGAAUAAGCGGGGAUUUAAGCUGUAUGCAUACACUGUGAUCUGCUCUGCAGCACUCGUUAUCGAUAUUCUGUGGUAUUCUGUCCUUAGAAAUGUGCAGUACUAGGAAUACCCGAUUCGGACUGUAAGCCAACUGUUUUUUUUUUUUUUCCCCUACUUUUUACCUCAACCAACAUGUGCAGAAUUAGCAUGAAAUCAUUGAAUAGAGUUUGUGAAGGAAACCACAUUGCAGAAUGUCUUUUCUAGAUUCCUGCGGGUACAGUCGAACCUUGUUAUAAAAAAGCCGCAUCCAACAUGAAAAUAUUUUUAUUGCAUAUCCGUUAUUCGUUGUAUGCAUAUAUUUGUUACACACUGAUAUCAGCAACACAAAUUUUAGAUUUACUUCGUUAUAUUCUAUAAUUCGUUAUACCCAAGUUGGUUAUACCGAGCUUUGUCUGUAUUAUUUUCUACCCAAGAGACAGCGUGCAACUAUCUUAUAGUCACUGUGUGUUGCCUGCGCAUAAGCUGUCAGUUUGUUGCUAUGUUCGUUUCGGCUGUACAUGGUGUCGAUGCAAAUCAUUCCCGACCUCCCUGCUGCUCUUGUUGUGUAAAUAGGAGAAGACGAAGAAAAAUGGAAUGCUGCAUAGUCUCAUGGUUUGUAUAAAAAGGGAAGACAUUGCAAGUACGCAGGAAGUUUGUGUACAGUUGCUACUACCUGAUGUCGUUUUCUAGACGUACCACGCCUUUUGACCAAUCUUUCCUGUAGAGUGGCCGACCUGUGUUGUUGGCCAUCAUGUAUCUACUGACAAGAAACCAAGACUUUUUUUUUUUUUUUAAUGCUGCAGGUAAUUGUCCAGCCAAAAUAAUGUGAAAAUUGGAAUCUUCAUUCCCUCUGUGUUUAAUUAACUCGCAUGCGUUGCAGACUUGCAGCCAAUACAGGCUUGAGUUUACAGGGGACUUAAGCUCAACACAUGGUGACAGGCAAUUUGAGGGUUGUUUACACAGCAGCUCUGCGCCAGAGUUUUAACCAUGCAAUUUCUGUACAGCAUUGAAAAUAGUUUAGGUAGUUACCAUGGCUCCAUCUGUUUGCAUGUAAAAGAUUUGAGUUUGCCACCAGCUGCAUUGUCGGGAGUUUUGUUCAUGUUCGAAUAAAAAAAUCUGCUUGGAUAAGUACUCCACCUUGGCCCAAUGCCAGUGGGGAUAGGGACUUCAAAGUCAUUGCAAUAAUGGGUGCCAUUAAAAGGAUCCAAUAAAAUAUUUAUUGAUAAA
Dermacentor silvarum is the source of this 8662-nucleotide messenger RNA. Its product is annotated as serine/threonine-protein kinase SIK3. Gene Ontology annotation, molecular function: ATP binding; protein serine/threonine kinase activity; tau-protein kinase activity. Gene Ontology annotation, cellular component: cytoplasm. NCBI's taxonomy places the organism in Eukaryota, Metazoa, Arthropoda, Arachnida, Ixodida, Ixodidae. The record is from RefSeq and is a predicted model, not a curated record. Gene Ontology annotation, biological process: microtubule cytoskeleton organization; intracellular signal transduction; protein phosphorylation.